Molecule: messenger RNA, 354 nt
Organism: Pollicipes pollicipes
Lineage: Eukaryota; Metazoa; Arthropoda; Thecostraca; Pollicipedomorpha; Pollicipedidae
Product: histone H3.3-like
Exons: 2
Coding region: 1-354 (117 amino acids)
Cellular component (GO): nucleosome
Molecular function (GO): structural constituent of chromatin; DNA binding; protein heterodimerization activity
Source: RefSeq, a predicted model, not a curated record
AUGUUUCAGGCUACAGAGUCGGCAAAACUCAUUUUUACUAUGUCCGGCGUCAAGAAGCUUCACCGCUACCGUCCGGGCACGGUGGCUCUUCGCGAGAUCCGUCACUACCAGAAGAGCACGAAGCUGCUCAUUCGCAAGCUGCCGUUCCAGCGCCUGGUGCGCAAGAUUGCGCAGGACUUCAAGACGGACCUGCGCUUCCAGAGCAGCGCUGUCAUGGCUCUGCAGGAGGCCAGCGAGGCGUACCUGGUCGGUCUGUUCGAGGACACGAAUCUGUGCGCCAUCCACGCCAAGCGGAUGACCAUCAUGCCCAAGGACAUCCAGCUGGCGCGUCGCAUUCGUGGCGAGCGUGCUUAA